Molecule: messenger RNA, 1362 nt
Organism: Cheilinus undulatus (humphead wrasse)
Lineage: Eukaryota; Metazoa; Chordata; Actinopteri; Labriformes; Labridae
Gene: sp8b
Product: sp8 transcription factor b
Exons: 2
Coding region: 1-1362 (453 amino acids)
Biological process (GO): regulation of transcription by RNA polymerase II
Molecular function (GO): RNA polymerase II cis-regulatory region sequence-specific DNA binding; DNA-binding transcription factor activity, RNA polymerase II-specific
Source: RefSeq, a predicted model, not a curated record
AUGGCAACUUCACUUCUAGGGGAGGAGCCGAGGUUAGGAUCGACUCCUUUAGCCAUGCUAGCUGCAACAUGCAACAAAAUAGGGAGUCCGAGCCCUUCACCCUCCACUAUUUCGGAUAAUUCCUCGUCUUUUGGAAAAGGCUUCCACCCGUGGAAAAGAGCAGCCGCCGCGAGCAGCUGCAGCCUCGGAUCCGGCCUGUCCGGCUUCGGGGUGUCCCGUAACGGAUCCGGCAUCACGGACUCUUUCGGCACCAACAGCUCAAGUGGAUCGAGCGCCUUUUCCCUCACCUCCGGGACCUCGUCAGGUUCACACUUUGGAAACGAUUACUCUGUUUUCCAGGCUUCUGUGUCGAGCAGCUCUCAGGAGUCCAGCCACCAGCCUGUCUUCAUCUCAAAGGUGCACACCUCAGUGGACAGUCUGCAGGGCAUCUAUCCGAGGAUGAGCGUGGCGCACCCAUACGAGUCCUGGUUCAAAUCGUCUCAUCCCGGGAUCCCCACAGGAGAGGUCGGCACCACCGGAGCGUCCGCGUGGUGGGAUGUGGGAGCGGGAUGGAUUGACGUUCAGAACCCAAACGGAGCAGCACUACAGACGUCCUUACACUCCGGUGGGCUGCAGACGUCCCUGCACUCUCCUCUGGGCGGAUAUAAUUCUGAUUACUCCACUUUAAGUCACUCUGCGUUCAGCACGAGCCCCUCUCCACACCUGUUGACAACCGGCCAGCACCUGAUGGACGGUUUCAAGCCGGUGUUAUCCUCUUAUCCGGACACGAGCCCCUCUCCGUUAGCCGGAGCAGGGGGGACUAUGCUCUCCGGGGCACCACCUGCGUCUUUAGCGGGGUCUCCGAGGUCAUCCGCCCGCCGGUACUCAGGCAGAGCCACGUGCGACUGUCCUAACUGCCAGGAGGCGGAAAGACUGGGACCGGCGGGCGCGAGCCUCCGGAGGAAAGGUCUCCACAGCUGUCACAUCCCCGGCUGUGGAAAGGUGUACGGAAAAACGUCACACCUCAAGGCGCAUUUGAGGUGGCACACCGGCGAGAGGCCGUUUGUGUGCAACUGGCUCUUUUGCGGAAAGAGGUUCACGCGCUCCGACGAGCUGCAGCGACAUUUACGCACGCACACCGGGGAAAAACGGUUCGCUUGUCCGGUGUGCAACAAGAGAUUCAUGCGGAGCGAUCACCUGAGCAAACACGUAAAGACUCACAGCGCCGGAGGGUCCGCCGGCUCUGGCUCCGGGGGCAGCGGAGGAAAGAGGGGAAGUGAUACCGACAGCGAGCACAGCGCGCCGGGGAGCCCUCCGUGCCAUUCGCCCGACCUGUUGCACCCACCUGAGUCCACCCAGGGAGUGGGCAUGAACGGCCUCUAA